UCAAAUGCAGUAGGGGAAAUGAUAAUCUGAGUAACUUUGUGACUUGCAACAUUUGCAAUCGAACAUUUGUUUGCAGUUUAAAAAGUGGCAAAGCAAAACACAGAGUCUUUGCAGCUCCGAUCCAUAAUCAAACACAAUAAAGGAGGAGGGUUUUUUCAAGAGGAGGCUUCUCUUUCCACAGAAGGAAAGAUGUUUGAUACUCUUGGACUCAUUUGGAUGAGUUGGUGGUGUAUGACACUAUUUCAUCCCUUGCAUGCUGACCUCCAGCGUAUAGAGCGAAUCUGUUCAGCAGAGACAGAAGAAUCACCUAUCACAAAUUUGACAUGGAAUUGGAGAAGAAUGGAGCUGUCCUGGGAGAGUAGCAAGAAUUUCCCUAGUUAUACUUGUAUGAUGACCAGCGGUGAUAGACGUAGAAGGAAGAAGGUGGAGAACAGAAAAUGCUGGUUUUCAAUGGAAAAUAGUCUACCUCUGCAAGGAGGGAUAAGCUUUACCAUUGAAGUACCAAAUACAAACAUCUCAAAACAUUGCCGAUUUAUCCCUGAAGGUAAUGCUUAUGAGCUGGGCAAAAAGGGGUCAGCCAUUGAAAACUUCUCCUGUGUGAUUUAUGAUGUUUCUCUCAUGAACUGCACUUGGCAGGCAGGCAGGAAUGCUCCAGGAGAUACCCAAUAUUUUCUCUACUGGAAGAAUUCAAGAGAUGAUAAUGAGACAGAAUGUGAGCUUUACAUUAAAGGUGAAAAUGGCAUGCACACAGGAUGCAGAUUCCAAAAUGUGAUGAUUGAAGAGAAAACUACUUAUUUUCUGGUGGAUGGAAUUAGCAGCGAUUCCCAGAUCCAGUUCUAUGAUGAGUACAUAGAGCUGUAUGAAAUUGAAAGACUCACUCCUCCGUUAAAUGUCAGUGUCAACUGUACUGUCAAUCCAGCAGGUUGCACAAUUACAUGGCAAAAACCCCGUGCAAGUUAUGAGAAACCUGAACAUUGUUUUACGUAUGAAAUUAACAUACAAAAUAAGGGUGAGCAUGACAAAGAUAAAAAGGAUCCUCCUGUAAUAGUAAACACAAACAAAUACGAAUUCGAAAAUUAUAAUGUGAAAAAAAAAUACAUUCUGAAAAUCAGAGCACGUGGAAACAGCUGUACUAUAAACAAAAGCUGGGGUGAAUGGAGUAAACCCAUAGAGUUUGGUGAAAACGAAGAUUACUUCCUUGUUGUGCUUUUACUUCUGAUAGUACUUGGAACAAUCUUAGUGACACUGCUCCUUUUUUUUCUUUGCAAAAGGUAUUGCAGUUUCAAAAGAGUAUUUCCUCCUAUUCCACAACCAAGAGACAAAUUUAACACAUCACAUGAUGAAAAUAUCCAGACAGAGAACAUGUUUCCAUCCAGCCUAAGCUGUACUAAGGAAGUAACUAUGGUUGAAGAGAUGACCUAACUUUCUAAAAAGAAAACAGACUUGGAUUCUUCAACACAAAAUCACGCAUCAUGACAAUCUACAAGCAUUUAAGGUGUUCUUCACAGUAUAGACUAGAAAUGAACACCUAUGAAAUUUUCCCCCAUUAAAAACAAUAAAUAAAUAAAAUGGAAUAGGAAGCUUUCUAAAAUACAGGCCUUAGAUUUAGAUUCCUGCUUUUAUAUGUAUGUGUAAAAUUCCAGAUCUUUUUCUGUUAAAUGUAUUUUUCAAAAUAAACACAUUUUACCAAAUAUGUGCUUCAAUAAGGCA
Anas platyrhynchos (mallard) is the source of this 1710-nucleotide messenger RNA. Its product is annotated as granulocyte-macrophage colony-stimulating factor receptor subunit alpha. Gene Ontology annotation, molecular function: protein binding; cytokine receptor activity. Gene Ontology annotation, cellular component: external side of plasma membrane; membrane. Gene Ontology annotation, biological process: cytokine-mediated signaling pathway. The record is from RefSeq and is a predicted model, not a curated record. Lineage: Eukaryota; Metazoa; Chordata; Aves; Anseriformes; Anatidae.